AUGCUGCAGGCGGACAAACAGGUGCUGCUCGCCGGCGUCAAGCGGAACGCGCUCGAGCUCCGGCAAAAGGAGCUCGACUUCAACGUGGAGCGGUUCACCAACCUGGCGACGCAGGCGUCGGUCAUCGCCGGGUUCUCCUUCGAGAGCCUGGUCGAGCUCGAGGUGCCCGAGGACACGCACUGGCUCCUCUCUUCGACCUACUUCGUCUUUGGCUCCGCGGCGAUGGCCAUGUCGCUCUACUGCCUCGUCGUCUCGUCGUUCGCGUGCGUCUUUGGGCACCGGCUCGCGCUGCAGGGGCCUCACGGCUCGCUCGAGAAGGCGGUGACCAUCAUGGUGUCGCACCGGCUGCACAUCUUCGCCGUCGCCGGCGCCUCCCUGCUCUGCCUCGUCCUCGCGGCCGUCCUCAUGGCAUGGAUCAAGAUGGGGCCGGCCGCCGGCGUCGUCUCCGCUAUCUUCCUCGCGUUCGGCGGUGCAGUCUCGUACCGGAUGCACCUGCUGCUCGGCUUGUUUCAGAUCCCAGAGAGCCAGGUGGUCACCGGCGCUGUGCAGGUCAACUCGCCAAACGAGUCUGGCGCCGCCAUCGACCUCUCUCGGCUCAACCUGAGGCCGCGCGGCGCCCGUUUUCUUCUUCUUAGAGGCACCACCCACGGUUUCUUUUUUAGGCUCAACCCCGGCAGCGCGGCGCACGCGCAUGCGAGGGCUGUGCGUGGUGGCGGCGGCGGCGGCUACCAGCGACUCGCAGACGUCGAGCGCGGCUCCUCCUGCUCCGCUUUCUCGCUCGCCUCGCAGACGGCUUCGUGCUGCUCGGCGGCGUCAACUUGCGCGCCUCCGCCCUCGCUGGCCGGGCGGCCAGCCGAGAUGAUGCACCAUGAGGGCCACCUCUUCAAGAAGGGCGAGCCGGGCUUCCUCGGGAAGCGCGAGGCGCCUCGCCGCCGCUACUUUGUGCUACGCGGGCCGCGGCUGUACUACUUCCGCGCGUGGGAAGACUACGGCUCGGGCGGGUUCGGCGGCGCGAUCAACGCCGCGCAGCCGAUCGACAUGCAGCAACACGAGCCGAUGGUGCUCGCCAGCUCGCCCGACGGGCCGAACAGGUUCGACUUGCUGCCGACGGGGGACCCGAGCGCGCGAAAGUGGGAGCUGCAGGCGCCCACCCCCGAGGAGCUCAAGGACUGGCUCGCGGCGCUGCGCGGGGCGCGCUCGAUCGCCUCGCGCUCGCAGUGCUCCGCCGUGGCGGAGCUGAGCGCGCCGCAGAUUGUCAUGCCGAUGCAGUACUAG
Molecule: messenger RNA, 1275 nt
Organism: Emiliania huxleyi CCMP1516
Lineage: Eukaryota; Haptophyta; Isochrysidales; Noelaerhabdaceae
Exons: 1
Coding region: 1-1275 (424 amino acids)
Source: RefSeq, a predicted model, not a curated record